AUGUUUCGCACUCCCCCUACAUCGCGCAAACGGAAACCACGCGGUGCCAAGGAAGAGUUGCGCCAGGAUUAUGUCGAGGUUCCGCCUUUAGUUAAAUCUGAAAAAAUUGAAUCGGACGACCAGCAUGAUGCCAAAUCCGCAGCAACCGGUAAAACUAAAGGGACGUCGUCAUCCCUUUCACGGCGGAGGGCGUUGGAGCUGGAAGCGGCGCAAGCUAAAGCCACUCUAGAGAUGGAGGCCGUACGUGAGGCUACACGUGCACGAGCUGAAACUGCGCGCGCAAAAGCUGAAGCUGCAGCUAAAAUAAAAGCUAUUCAAACUGAUUUAAUUGAUAAGAAAUUGGCCGCUGAAAUUGAAUCUCUGGAUAGGCAAAGACGGUCAAAAUCUUCGUGUUCCGUCACUUCAAAAUCGAUGUCUCUUGACAGCAGAGUGCAUGCCUGGCUCGAUCAGAGUAUAGAAUCUCAAUAUGACGCGUCGCUCGAGCCGCUAGAUGAAACGCAUUCAACUAUUUCCCAUGAAAACUGUGAAGGGAACCGAAAGAAUGACAUCCAAAAGUUGACUGAAGCGCUACGAGAUACAAUUGUUGCCUCGACAUCAAAAAAUAGUAACGAUAAGCUUCUUACAAGGUUGGCGACAUCCAAAGAUCUACCUUAUUUUCAUGGUGAUUCGCUCGAAUGGCUGCAAUUUAAACAGGCUUUUUAUGAAUCGACAAAGCUAUGCAAGUAUACAGACACUGAGAAUGUAUGGCGUUUACGAAAAUGUCUUCGAGGGGAAGCUAAAGAUACGGUUUCAUCUUUACUGAUCGGAGUUACGUCACCUGAUGUUAUAAUUGAGACUCUUGAGCUCCGAUAUGGGAGGCCUGAAACAAUAGUAAAUAGACUUAUAACCCAAUUGAAAAAGCUUCCGUCCUUACCUAUGUCAUAUCACCACGACAUUGUCAAUUUUGCCAUCAAAGUCAAAAACUACGUGACUGCCGCCAAAGCUAUUAAACAAAACGAUUAUUUAAGAAGCCCUGAACUUGCAAGUAUUAUAAUUUCCAAAUUUCCAAAUAUUCUUGUCUGCAAAUGGACUGAUUACAUAUUCGAACAACAAGACAAUGACUUACCUAAACUAGAAAAACUAUCUGAAUUUUUGUAUGAAGAAGCAAAUAAGACUGCGUUGGCCGGGGUAAGUCAUAUUCAAUUUCAGACGUCGGACAAACGUAAACCCGAUGAGCGAAAAACUACUCACGCAGUACUUCUGUCGGCUGUAAGCAGUGAAGCAGGAGAAACACCUAAGUGCAGAUUUUGUCGUGUGAGUCGUCAUUCCUUACCUAAUUGCUCACGAUAUAAACGAGCUUUACGUAAAGAUCGUUGGAGAUUUGCUCGAACGCAACGCUUAUGUUUCAAAUGUCUUGCUUUUCGUCACCGUGAACCAGAAAUGUGCCAAGGCGACAACUGUGACGUCAAUGAGUGUGGUCAGCCACACCACCGCCUCCUGCACUGGAUCGCACCUAAAGACAAGUUAUCUGAAGAAAAAGCAACAGAUGAGCCAAAGAGCAGCAGUGAAAAAAGCGAGACAGUCACCCAGACAAAUGUAGACCAAUGUCCUAAGGUAUUACUACAGAUUGUACCAUUGACAAUAUUUGGGCCCAAGGGGAGUAUGCACGUGCAUGGUCUUAUUGAUGGAGGUUCUACAGCAACUCUCCUGGCAGCAGAUAUUGCAGACCACCUAGGCUUGCAUGGAGAAAAACGCAUGAUGCGAGCACGAGGGGCUUGGAAUACUGAAUUAGUAUGUGAGAUGGAGUUGAUUGACUUUACAAUAUCCAACAGCAGCGGAGACAAGUACAAGUUAAAUGCUAGGAAAUUGAAAGAGUUAAAUUUACCUUCUCAACAUUUAUCUAACUUUGAUUUCAGCAACUAUAGCGUUCCUGAAGAUUUUGUUGUUUGUAACUGCGGUGUGCAGCCGAAAUUAUUGAUUGGUCAGAAUCACCACGACCUUAUCGCGCCUGAGAAAUGUAUCCGAGGUAAGCAGCGUGCGCCGUUUCUGACCAAAACUGCCCUAGGGUGGUGCGUCCAUGGGAAUAACUCGGUAAGUGAGUCCAACACGUCUGACCGUUUCGCCACGCCCGCUCUAAACCUUAGUGUUGACUGUCCUAGACAGGGGGGAAACGUAGUACCUAUUUGUCAUUUGUUUUCUAUAGAAGAUAUUAAAUCUCUCUCUAUACAGUCUUCUGAUAAGAACGUAGACGUAGAUUACGACGCAAAAUUAUAUAAUGAAGUUCGUCAAUCGUUUGCUUUAGAAUCAAUAGGUAUCUGCACUAAGCCUAGACAGAGCCCUGAGGAUUUAAGGGCUGUUAAUAUAUUAGAUAAGACGUCGCAAAUGUUUGAUGAUCAGUGGUAUGUCGGCUUACCAUGGAAAUACGACGAUGUGGUUUUGCCCGAGUCUUAUCCUCAGGCUUUAAGUAGGUUGAAAAUGGUAGAAAGAAAGAUGCAAAAGAAUGAAGCCUAUGCAUCCAGGUAUCGAGAGCGAGUACAACAUUUAUUCAUCAACGAUUUUGCUAGAGAGGUGCGCGAAGAUGACGUAGGUUUCGAACGCGUAUGGUACUUGCCUCACUUCGGUGUUGAUAACCCUAAUAAGGCUAAGUUGCGGCUCGUAUUUGACGCAGCUGCGAAAAGUAAAGGGGUGUGUAUAAAUGAUUUUCUUUUGCAGGGACCUGACUUGUUGCAAUCUCUCUUGGGAAUUAUGUUACGUUUUCGCGAAAAUCCUGUUGGUGUCAUAGGUGACAUAAAAGAUAUGUUUUUACGUAUUAAAAUACGUAAAGAAGAUAUGAAUGCAUUUCGAUUUUUGUGGAGAGAAAAUACGUCAGAGCCAGUCAAGAAAUAUGUGAUGACUUCCCUUAUAUUCGGUGCCAACUGUUCUCCUUUUGUUGCGCAAUAUGUUAAUCAGUUUAAGAACACAGAACGGUUUGAGAAAGAAUUUCCUGACGCUGUUCAGGCCAUUAGGAAGAACCAAUAUAUGGACGAUUACAUUGACAGUUUGCCUGAUGUUUCUUCCGCUGUUAAAAUGGUAAAUGAUAUUUUGCACAUAAACCAACAAGGAGGUUUUCUUAUGCGAAAUUGGCUUAGUAAUAGCGUCGAUGUUCUAAGAGGUACGCCAAAGGAAACCCUCAACGAGAAAGCCGUCAAAUUCAACAUUGAAGGUCAGUCUGAACGAACACUCGGUCUUCUUUGGUAUCCUGCUACUGAUACGCUAGGUUUUGAUUUGUCAUUCAAACGCAUCCCGCACGAAGUUUUUGAGAAGGAAAGAAAGCCUACUAAACGUGAAUUAUUACGAAUUAUCAUGUCAAUUUAUGAUGUUCACGGAUUUCUUGGGCCAUUUAUCAUUCAAGGUAAAAUUAUUAUGCAAGAAACAUGGAAAAGUGACAUAAAAUGGGAUGAGCCUGUUUCAGAUGAAAUGUUUACUUCUUUUCGUAAAUGGUUAGAGCAACUGCAGACUUUGAAUCGCAUUUCUAUACCACGAUGGUACUUUAGAGUUAGUCCUUAUAGCGCUGCAUCGGGGGCCCAGACCCGCGCUGACACAGCAGCCCUAUACACAUUGCAACUUCAUUUGUUUUGUGAUGCAUCGCCAUCCGCGUAUGCUGCAGUCGCCUACUGGCGUAAAAAAAAUAGUGAUGGCUCAGUGCAAGUGUCCUUUAUUGCCAGUAAAAGCCGUUUAGCGCCGAUUAAGGGAGUCACAAUCCCGAGGCUUGAAUUACAAGGCGCAUUAUUAGGUUGCCGACUAGCAGACACAAUCAAAUCAGAGCAUCGUUUUAAAGUUGAUAAAACAUUUUAUUGGACUGAUUCAACAACAGUCUUACAUUGGAUUAGAAAUGAAAAUAAAAUGUAUAAGCCAUUUAUUGCAAAUAGGUUAGGCGAGAUAUGUAAUACAUCCACUAUUUCCGAAUGGAACUACGUUCCUUCAGGAUGUAACCCAGCUGACCUUGCCUCUAAGAAGCACGAUCACAUCUUGGAAAAUGAUUCUCUAUGGUUUACCGGUCCUCUUUUUUUGCACCAAGGACUUGAUUGCUGGCCAAUAGACCCUGUGAAUAAAGAUGUCAUUAGUGAUGAAAUUCUGGAAAAAAUACAAGUUGUGUCAAGUAAAGUUAAUGAGACGACUAGCUCUCCUGUUCCUGAUCCGCAACGGUUUUCAUGUUGGUUGCGGCUGCAACGUAGUGCUGCUUCUGUUUUAUUAUUCAUAGAAAAGUGUAGAAAGAAAAAAGUUGAAAUUGACAGCGAAGUACUAAACAAAGCAGAAGGAUUAUUAUUACGAAAUGCCCAAAUGCAAUCGUUUAGUGACGAAAUACAUUGCUUACAAGAAAAUAAGCCCUUGAAACGGGAUAGUCGACUGCGAGAUCUUACUCCGUACUUGGACAGCGGUGGUCUUCUACGCGUUGGUGGGCGCAUUGGCGCUGUUAAAGAAGUAUUACCCGAGCUCUUGCCUAGACGUAAAUGGACCCAAGAGGGGUUGCAAUUAAAAGUCGGAGAUUUAGUUUUAGUAGUUGAUCCAUCAUCUCCGCGUAACACCUGGCCAAAGGGGAUUAUAGAAAAAGUUUACCCAGGUGCAGAUGGUAGAGUUAGGGUAGUCGACGUUAGGACUGGAGCGGGUGUGAUAAAGCGGCCAGCUGCUCGCGUGGCAUCUUUUGGUUAA
Amyelois transitella is the source of this 4668-nucleotide messenger RNA. RefSeq lists its product as uncharacterized. The transcript has a single exon. The record is from RefSeq and is a predicted model, not a curated record. NCBI's taxonomy places the organism in Eukaryota, Metazoa, Arthropoda, Insecta, Lepidoptera, Pyralidae. The coding region runs from base 1 to 4668 and encodes 1555 amino acids.